Molecule: messenger RNA, 1072 nt
Organism: Patella vulgata (common limpet)
Lineage: Eukaryota; Metazoa; Mollusca; Gastropoda; Patellidae
Product: dnaJ homolog subfamily B member 13
Exons: 7
Coding region: 83-1036 (317 amino acids)
Cellular component (GO): cytosol
Molecular function (GO): protein-folding chaperone binding
Source: RefSeq, a predicted model, not a curated record
CGCCGCCAUUUUUCUUGAUUAUAAACAACUUUUAUGUGAAAGCGUGUUGACGGUUUAUCCAAAAUUGAAUUGAACAUCAGCCAUGGGGGUGGAUUACUACAAUAUUUUGAGUUUAACAAGAAGUGCUACCGAUGCAGAUAUCAAGAAAAGUUACCGUAAAUUGUCUUUAAAAUUCCACCCUGAGAAAAAUAAGGGAGAUCAAACAUCAGCUGAUAAAUUUAAACAAGUUUCAGAAGCCUAUGAUAUUUUAUCUGAUCCACGUAAACGAGCGGUUUAUGAUCAGUUUGGUGAGGAAGGUUUAAAGAAUGGAGUACCAGAAGGCAGCGGUGAAGCUGGGGCAUGGACUCAAGGUUAUACCUUCCACGGCAAUGCAGAAAAAGUCUUCAGAGAUUUCUUCGGGGGAGAUAAUCCAUUCCAAGAGUUCUAUGAUCGUGUAGAUGGUGAUUUGAGUAUGGGAUUCGGUGGUUUAAAUGGUCGAGGUCACAAGAAACAAGAUCCAGCCAUACAGAGAGAUUUACAAUUAGCUUUAGAGGAAGUCUUUCAUGGCUGCACCAAAAAAAUGAAAAUUUCUCGCAGGGUUAUGAAUGAAGAUGGACAUACAUCAAGUAUUCGUGAUAAAAUUUUAACAAUCAUUGUUAAAAAAGGAUGGAAACCAGGAACAAGAAUUACGUUCCCUAAAGAAGGCGAUCAGGGACCUAAUAAUGUACCAGCUGAUAUUGUUUUUGUUGUAAAAGACAAACCCCAUCCUAGAUUUAGACGAGAAGGUAUCAAUUUAAUCCACACAGCAAAAGUUCCGCUUGGUAAAGCUUUAACAGGAUGUACAGUAGAAAUUAAUACACUGGAUGAUCGAGUCUUACACAUACCAAUAAACGACAUUAUCAAGCCAGGUUAUAAGAAAGUAGUACCAGGUGAAGGUAUGCCUAUUUCUACAGAACCAACAGAAAAAGGAGAUCUUAUUAUAGAUUUUGAUAUCGAAUUCCCUCCAGCAUUAUCACCUGAAAGAAAAGAUAUGGUCCGAAGAGCUCUCCUAUAUUAAAAAAACAAAAAAAAAUCUCAGUGCUCGAAAAAUAAU